CUCCGCGCGUGGCACGCCGGGAAGGCCGUGUCGGGGGACCCCGCCCGGGGCCGCACCGUAAAUGGGAGUCGCCUUUCCUCCAGUCCACUCUGCACCCGACCGCAGCGGGCGCACUUUUCUGAGUUGCGCAUACCCUCUCAAUUAUUAAAGGUUGCAGACGGAAAAGUUAGUAGUUUUCGGAAUUGUAGAAUGCGCUCGCGCAGCGCCGGGACGGCUGAUACUUACCCGAAAAUGUGGAACCCUGAUCUCCCCAUGCUUGGAGCGGGAUUGGGGGCAGCGUAGUAAGAAUACUGGAGUUGCUUAAACGCAUUUGCUCGAAAGUCACUACCCUGGACAUACAUUCUGGCCAAAAGAAAGGGGGAAACCUCCACGUUUUUUUUCAAAUACUGAGUUUCAUGAAGAGAACCUCCAACAAAUGGUAUAUAAAGGAAAACAAAGCAAACAAAAGAGGGAAACUUUGCAGUUUAUUAACUCAAGCAUGAAAGUACAGAAAAUAAGCAGGGCUCAACAUACUUGGAAAAGGAAAAAACAAGAAGAAAAAACAUGAUGGCAUUGUUUAUGAAACUAAAGAAGUUCUCAAUCCAUCUCCCAAAGUAACAAAUUGUUGCAAAUCACUGUGGGUAAAAUACAGUUUUCAGAAGGCAUACAUGACCCAACUUGUCAGCUCCCAGCCAGUUCCAGCAAUGUCAAAGAACCCAGAUCAUAAUCUACCUUCUCAGCCCAAGGAGCAUAGCAUUGGUCAGAAGCAUCACCAGGAGGAAAUAAUUCACAAGUUGGCCAUGCAGCUGAGACACAUUGGGGACAGUAUUGAUCAUAGGAUGGUUCAAGAGGAUCUUCAACAGGAUGGCAUAGAUGCACUGGAUGGUUUUGUCUUCUUUUUCUUUAGAAGAGUUCAGGUGUUGUUGCAUUUUUUCUGGAACAACCAUUUGCUGUAAAAGGAAAGUAAAGGUCAAGUUCUGCUUUCUUUCUACCCUCUGAGAAACAUGAAUCCCACUGGGACAGACAGGAAGAACACCCUUCUUCGUCUCCCAUCACUGUUGGUCUACACCUGGUUUGUUGAAGAACUGCAGGCUCAUGAGCCAUUUGUCUCUUCGGAGGAACUAGCUAUGAGACGUCUGCAAUCACGUCAUGGUAAAGCCCAAGGAGUAAACCCCAGGAAGCCUUGCUGCCCAGAAAAUGCCAGUGCUGUGGAUGGCCCCAGGGCUCCUUGUGAGGAAACCUUGAACAUUUCCUUCCAGGAAUGAAAGAGAAUCUCGUCCUCAAACUAAAGAUCACAGAAAUGGGCACUUUCUCCUGGGCCACUCCCUGGGCACCAUGCCCUCUGGUGACCUGUUGGCUCCACUCUCGUUACUCAUGUCCAGAUCUGCAGUGACAGCUUCUCCUUCUCAGUGACAUGUCACCUCCCUGCCCCAGUCCUGGCCCCAACUCUCUCUGGAAAAUCGAAGUGAAACAUUUGUCUCUAAUACUCAAAUCCAACAUAUGGUCCAUCUCAUCAACCUUCCCAUUUCCAUGCCUAGAGGCCCCACGACUACCACUAGCACCAUUGGGUGUUUCCUUCUCAGGCUCUGAUUCUACAACAUUUACGUUCUUGUCUCACCUUUGAUCCUCUUACUCCUCUGUGACCCCCUUCAGGUCUUCCUUCAGCACUCCAGUGUUUUCCCAUACCACUCGACCCUGCUCCAAGGUAUCUUUCCCUGCUCUGCCAUCCUCUUUUAGGCUUGCCUGCUUAAAAUUGGGAGUGCUUAGUCCUUAGCCAACAGUCCUACCUUCUAGAAGAGUGUAAGACCUGACAGAGUUAUGAAUCCAUCACAAGGCAAAAACUUCUCUGUUCCUAUUGCUGGAUGAUUUUGCUGUAUUGGUUGAUGGGCCCUUUGCCUGUUGAAUGUAUUUCACUCAUUCUCUCCUGCACGCUCUGACGCAGUUCUUUCACCUCCAUUCUUCUCCUUUUACGUUUUUGUCUACCUCAUAGUCCCUCUCUCCCCUCCUUUAAAAUAAUUAUAAAUAUUAAGAAGGUUUGUUGUUAUAAAUUAAAAGUUUAUGUAUCUUGAGCUCUUCAUAGUAGUGUUAUUUUUAAAAAUUCUAAAAAAGAAAUAAAUAUUGUUAUUUUAUUGAGCAUGAAA
This is a messenger RNA of Mandrillus leucophaeus (drill), 2120 nucleotides long. RefSeq names its product peroxisomal, testis specific 1 (gene PXT1). Gene Ontology annotation, cellular component: nucleus; peroxisome. Bases 648 to 935 code for a protein of 95 amino acids. The transcript has 5 exons. The record is from RefSeq and is a predicted model, not a curated record. NCBI's taxonomy places the organism in Eukaryota, Metazoa, Chordata, Mammalia, Primates, Cercopithecidae. Gene Ontology annotation, biological process: positive regulation of apoptotic process.